AUGGAGAAACGAGCUGAGGACGUAGGAGAAGAAGAAGCGUUGGAGUUGAUUCCUGGCUAUCCCAUUAUAUUGGUGGACGACAAGAAAAGCUUCUGCGAACUGGUAUCUCGACUGAAGGACCAAGAUUUUAUUGGCAUUGACUCUGAAUGGAAAGCACAGUAUCUGUUUCCGAACGAAAGUGUGGCACUUCUGCAAAUUGCAAUCAUAGAUGGCGUUUACCUGGUGGAUUUCUGCGCCCUUGAGAAUAGUUUGACAGAGAAUGAUUGGGAUGCGCUACUACGUUCACUUCUAUGCAGCCAGUCUAGAAAACUUGGGUUUGACCUCGGUAACGAUCUACGGGCUCUGUUUGCUGGUGCUCCUACCGGAAAUGUGCAGUCCAUAGCAGAUAACCUCUGCAAUGUCGUGUGCUUGAAGCGUCUCGUUGAAAAUGUGAGUUUUCUCUCCGUUUGUUAG
Molecule: messenger RNA, 453 nt
Organism: Cylicostephanus goldi
Lineage: Eukaryota; Metazoa; Nematoda; Chromadorea; Rhabditida; Strongylidae
Source: the annotation of a GenBank genome assembly